Messenger RNA from Drosophila willistoni, 1286 nucleotides. RefSeq lists its product as uncharacterized. The record is from RefSeq and is a predicted model, not a curated record. The coding region runs from base 257 to 913 and encodes 218 amino acids. Lineage: Eukaryota; Metazoa; Arthropoda; Insecta; Diptera; Drosophilidae. The transcript has 2 exons.
AAAAUAAAAAGAAUAACGAUUUACGCGCGCGUUUUCGUAGAAGCCCCGUUUGUUUCGUUUGGCGGCUGUCGUUGGGCGUUUGGUGGGAGGGCAGACAGGGAAGAUUCUUAUUGUGGCCAAGGCGCAAGCGCCAGAGCCCAACACCCAAAAGAAGGGAGAAAACAAGUGAAAGGUGAAAAGUGUAAAAUUGAAUCAUCGUCGUCCCAGUGGCCAACAGAAGAAAACGAAAAAAUCCCACCAUUAAAUUUUGUGAAAAAUGGAGCAAAUUUGGCAGCAAGUCUGCUCCCAUUAUGAAGUGCCCGAACAGGUGGCCAGCGAGUGGUACACACGAAUCCAGCAACAAUUGAGCCAGGACUCACCCACACGAGCCUAUCACAACUGGCAAAAGAUGAUGCACCACAAAAUGGAGCAUCUGGCCGAAUGUGUUAAACGGCACAGAUUCAACAUUGUAUUGGCUGCCUUUUUCCAGUAUUACCAUUUCGAUGGCAAUCGUAGUUGUGUCCAACAGAACUGUGAGAUUUUCGAGGAAUUCUGCCAUGAUGCCCAGUUUGAGGAUGAACAGGGUAAGGCCAUAAUAUGCAAUCUCCUUGGACGUAGCAAGAACAAAGAGCACGAGCUAGAAAUGGAAUUAAUGUCUCAUUGUGUCUAUGAAGAGGAGGCCAAUAUGUUGCAGGACAUGGAUUUGGUCAUUUUAGCUGCACCUUUGGAGGAGUACAAACGUUAUACCAAACUAUUGCGCUUGGAAUAUACAAAUCUCGAUGAUGCCAACUAUAAAGCUAUGAGGGUUAAAGUUUUAGAAACUUUACUAAUGAUACCCAGCAUUUAUGCCACUGCCGAAUAUCAUGAAAAGUACGAGGAUUUGGCUCGCUCCAACAUACGCAAUGAAAUUGCCGAAUUGAAGCAGGAACAGUGAGGCAAAGCUUAGACAAAGAUUUAGUGCGAUUUUUAUGUUAUUUAUGCUGAACUACAGAACCUGAUACACCAAAAACUACAUGCAUACUUUGCAAAGGAUCAUUUGCUCCUUUUUACCAUGUCUCCUGCAAGUUCUAGAAAAAAAUUAUAAUCAAAAGCAGAAACUGGUAUCCUAUAGUUAGGUUUUACAUACGCCUAGUAUAAUACGUAAUAAGUCCUGUUGUCCAUGCAAUUUCCAAAAUAAACUUUAAUGUAUAUAUACUUAUAUACCUCGAAAAAACCUAUAUCCUAUUGUUUUAAUUGAAAAAAACCUUAAAGAUCUUUAAAUAAUUUUGAGGUAAGUAUAGAAAUAUCAGAUGAAAUUAAUCGAUUUA